AUGGCUCAAACAUACGAAGCUCCUCCGGCGGCCAUUAUCCCUGAUGGGUCGGCUGAUGAUACUGAUUCUUCUCUCGGAGAGGACAUUUCCUCGUCUACUGCAAGUAUCUCGAGCUCAAUCCUGAACUACCGUCGUGAGAAUGGUAGAACGUACCAUGCCUACAAGGAUGGGAAAUACGUUCUUCCUAACGACGAGGCAGAGAACGAAAGACUAGACCUCCAGCACAAUCUCUUCCUUCUCACUCUCGACGACAAACUCGGCCUCGCUCCACCAAAUGAUCCCGAUUCCAAAGUCAAACGUGUACUAGAUGUCGGUACGGGUACGGGAAUCUGGGCUGUUGACUACGCCGAUGAACACCCUGAGGCUCAGGUGAUCGGUGUUGAUCUAUCUCCCAUCCAGCCAGCUUUCGUUCCUCCUAAUCUCAGUUUCGUGAUUGAAGAUAUCGAAGACGACUGGACCUAUUCUCAACCAUUCGACUACAUACACAGCCGCUUCAUGUCCUCUGCUCUUGCAAGCUGGACCGACUUCCUCACCAAAUGCCACGCCAAUCUCGCACCAGGCGGCUACAUGGAAAUCCAAGAAGCAGACCUAAACAUGAAAUCCGACGACGAUACCCUCCAGCCGGACAACAUUAUGCUCAAAUCCCUACGUCUCCUAACAGAAGCUUCCAUCAAGUUCGGCCGUCCGUACCAAGAUAUUCCCCCUCUCGCUGAUAUCAUGAGAGAAGUUGGAUUUGUAGAUGUCGAGGUCAAGAUGUUCAAAUGGCCUAUCAACGGAUGGCCCAAGGACAAGAAGGCUAAGCUGUUGGGAGAGUGGUGUUAUGUCAAUAUGGCUAGUGGGUUGGAGGCGUUCAGUAUGGCUCCGAUGACGAGAGCUCAUGGAUGGACGCCUGAGGAGGUUACUCUGUUCUUGGUUGAUCAGAGAAAGGUAAUGGCAGACAAGAAUACUCAUGCUUAUUGGCCUAUCUACUCUAUUUAUGGAAGGAAAGCAUUGGAGUAG
This is a messenger RNA of Fusarium coffeatum, 999 nucleotides long. RefSeq lists its product as uncharacterized. NCBI's taxonomy places the organism in Eukaryota, Fungi, Ascomycota, Sordariomycetes, Hypocreales, Nectriaceae. Gene Ontology annotation, molecular function: methyltransferase activity. The transcript has 9 exons. The coding region runs from base 1 to 999 and encodes 332 amino acids. The record is from RefSeq and is a predicted model, not a curated record.